AUGCCUUCCAAGAAAGAAAAACAUCAUCAACAACAACAACAACAACAACAGGCUUUAAAUAAUAUUAAAUCACAGACAACACCCCUUGGAAAUAGUACAAAUACAACACCAAUACCAACAUCAGAUGAAAAGGUUCCACUUUCUAAUUCCUAUCAUACUGUAACAACCAAUCAUUAUACAACAACAACAACAAAAAAAACAAAUUUAAAUAAUGAACCAACAAAUAGUUUAGAUCAUUUAUCACUUAUUCGUGAUCAGAAAAAUGAACUUGACGAACUCAAUAAUCGUUUUUCAAAUUAUGUUCUUGCAUUACGAAAAAAAACUAAAGAAAAUGAAGAUUUACAAGUAAAAGUCGAUGCAGAAAAACAAAAACAUAAAAAUUUGGAAAAACGUGAUACGAAUGAUCUUGAAACACAAAUGGAUGAUCUUCGAAAUGAAAUCGAUGAAUCAGCUGUAUUAACUGAACAUUUUAUUCGUAAACGUAAUCGGGUAUUAAAAGAAUUAGCUUUACUUAAAGAUAAAAUUCGUACUGAAGAAGAUCAAACAUAUGCAAAUCGACGUCAAGCUUUAGAAAAUGAAUAUAAACAAACAUUAGUCCAACUAAAAGACUUAAGUCGUCGUUUUGAAGAAUUAGAAAAAACUUCUCAAGCAAAUAAAAAUGAAAUGAAUCAAAUGACUGAUUUAUAUAAAAAACUUGAAGAUGAAUUACAUGAUCUUGUAUUAGCUAAUAUCCGACUUGAAUGUAAUCUUCGUACUAUUGAAGAACAAACAUUAUUAACAAAAGCAGUUUAUGAAACGGAAAAAAAUGAUCUUGCUAAUGAACAACUUAAACAGCAAUAUUUUUAUACAGUUGAAUUGGAUAAUGCUAUUACAGAUAUAAAACGUGAUUUUCAAUUAUUAUUAAAGAAUAAUAAGGUUAUACUUGAAAAUGCUUAUACAGAACGUAUUGAACAAGUUAAAACACAAAUUUCAACAUAUCAAGCAAAUAAACCACAAGAAACAGUAUCAACAUCUCGAGUUCCAAUUGCAACAUUACAUGAAGAACUUAAACAAAUUGAAAAAACACGUGAAGGUAUUGAAGAUGAGUAUCGUCCAUUAAUCGAUCAAUAUGUAACAAAACAAAAAGAAAAAAAUCAACUUGAUGAAGAACGUAUUCGUCUUGAUACUGAAUAUACUCGUUUAAUAAGCGAAAUAAAUCAGUUAACAGAAGCAAUUGAAGUUGGAAAACAAUAUUGGUUUUCUGUACAUUUUGAAUUAGAAACAUACAGAAGAUUAUUAGAUUUAGAAUCAACAAAUACACCAACUGUAACAACAACUGUAACAACAACAACACUAAAUAAUGCUACUGUUAAUGAAAAAAAAGUUACUAUUAAUGAUAAAAAUUCUGUUAUGAAUGAUAAAAAUUCUACUAUGAAUGAAAAAAAUGUUACUAUCAACGAUAAAAAUACGAAUAGUAAUGAUAAAAAUGAUAUUAUCGAUGAUAAAAAUACGAAUAGUAACGAUAAAAAUACUAAAAAAAAUGAUAAAAAUAUAAAAACUAAUGUUGAUACUCCAGUUAUUAAUGGUAAAGAAGAAAAUAGUGUAAUUGAAGAAUUGGCAAAAUCAAUAAUGACAGUAAAAAAAACUGAAUCACAACGUUCUAUAUCAAAAACUGGUGAGAUGAAAAAAGCAGCUAAUAAGAAUGCUUUUCGAGAAGGUUCAAUAUUAACAUGUAAUAUUAUUUUAGGUAAAUUUGAUAUUGAUCAAGUUCAAGCAGGUUUUAUUUCAAUAAAUAAUGCUGCAACCAAUUGUGUUGAUCAGCCACUCAAAGGAUGGACAAUUGUUCGUACUGUUAAUGAUGGAGAAGAAAAUACAUUUCAAUUUCCUGAUUCAUACGUACUUAAAGCUAGAACACGUGUACGUGUCUAUUCUAAUAAAGUCGAAAAUGCUGGAAGCAGUGCAAUAGUAACUGGCCGUCUUACUGCAACUUCAAUAUCAGCAUGGGCUAGUACCGGUCAAGGUGAUAAUGUUAAAAUUAGCUUACUUGAUGACAAAGGCAUCAAUAGAGCUGAAUACACUGAAACAUGGCAAUAG
This is a messenger RNA of Adineta steineri, 2073 nucleotides long. The record is from the annotation of a GenBank genome assembly. Lineage: Eukaryota; Metazoa; Rotifera; Eurotatoria; Adinetida; Adinetidae.